This is a messenger RNA of Durusdinium trenchii, 1215 nucleotides long. NCBI's taxonomy places the organism in Eukaryota, Dinophyceae, Suessiales, Symbiodiniaceae. The record is from the annotation of a GenBank genome assembly.
AUGCUUCGGCAUCGAGGUUUCGACUGGUGCAGAGUGCCAACGGUGUCGACCGCUUUGGAUCAGAGCGAGGUUAUUGGCCUCCAGACGCAAGUGCAGCCCGGGGAGGGCCAGGAAACCAAGCGAAGACGAAUGCAGGGGCCCUUCGCUGAAGCCGCGCUGCAGAAAGGCCGCACGCAUGAAGAGAUCUUUGAGCGAAUCCUCGCGCUUUUGAAAGAGGCACCGGAGCCAGAGGACCAGGAUAGUGACGAUAUUGGCGAUGUAUGGCUGGAAACCGCCAGGUCGUUCAGCCAAUACCGGAAGGACUACAAACGGCUUUUUCAGGAUGCAUGGCUCAAGCUGUUGGGGCUGCGCGUACCUUUGCAACAUUGCUCUGGAUUGCUGCAGCUGCUUCCCACGAAGGUGAUCCCCCACAUGGGUCGUCCGCUGAUGGUCGCAGAUUUCUAUCUCCGAGCCUUUCACGCAGGCUCUUUGGAACUUUCAGUCCUUGCUCUUAGUGGCCUUCUUCUACUGCUCACACGCUACGGUUUGGGGGAUCCAGAGACUUUGUCUUCGUCCUGCGGAGAGUUCUACACGCAGCUCUACAGCCUCUUGCAACCAGCAACUUUCCGUUUGAAGCGCCGUGCGCGGUUCCAGAGAUUAGCCGCCGCGGCUCUCACAAGCGCAUUGCUGCCAGGACGCUUCGCUGCUGCCUUUGCAAAGAAAUGUCUGCGCGUUGCUGUCCUUUGCAGUGAGCCUGGUACCAUUAUGUGGCUCCUGGCAGUUGCUUACGGCCUCAUUCAGAGGAACCAUAGCCGAUGCAGCUUCUUGCUUCACCAAACGGAAGAAGGCGCAACAGCUGUGUCGAAGGAUCCUUUCGAGCUAGAUGCAGACCUCCAGAAGGCCAGUGAGCAAGUCGGCCAAAGCUCUCUUUGGGAGAUCCAGAUGCUCUUCCGGCACCAUUUGCCCGCCGUGUCCACAUUAGCCAAGCUCUUCGAGAAGCCCUUCUUCAAGCCUACGGCAAGAAAGCUUGACCCCGAGCUGUUCUUGGAUCAGAGCACAGCGAAGUCGUAUCAACAAGCGCUGAAGGCUGCUGAGCGUCAGCUCUCGAAGCUGAAAGCACGUGGGGCAAAGUGCCCAAUGGCUUUCAAAGUCGAGGAUGACGCAGCAGCUCUUCGUUGUGCUGGCUGGGCUGCUGCACUUUCCACAGGCCAGCGUCGAGUUGGUGCUGGGCUUUAG